AUGAUUACAAAUCAAGAAUUGAAGAGUAAAAUAGAUUAUAUACAUAAAGCGUGUUUAACUACAAAUUCGUUACGGGAACGUGAUAAAAUACUAAGCCAUUUAAUAAGUAUAACAAAAAGUGCAUUACACGAACAACUAUUAAGUUAUAAACCAGAUGACAUAAUUAUAUGUACUCUUAAACUGUUCUUGUAUUACAACAAAACUUUGAACCAUGAUGAUAAUAUGUGCGACUGGAAACGUCGACGAAAGCGUCGGCUUGCUAAAGAGUGUUAUAACAAUUUAUUGCAAGUAUAUAUCCCUGAAAAGUCCAAGGAAAUUUUACAAGCAGUACUCAAUACCAUUUAUGAGAACAAGCUUUGGGAAUUUGAAACUGUUUGUUUUGAAAUAUUAUGUAAUUUAUUGGAAAGUGGUGUCAACGGAUCGUUGAUGUUCUACACAAUAUUUGACAAAAUUGAAGACCCAAAUAUGAACAUAGAAGACACAAGAAGAAUUAUAAGAAUAUUAUACGAUCUAUUAGAUGUGUAUGAGUGGCCAGAUACUUAUGAUACUCUAAUGGUCAUUAAAAGAAUUCUAAACCUCUUUUACAUAAGUGUAACUACUACAAAGUCAUCUGUGUCAUUUAUCAAGUAUAGUCAUGCUAUACCGUAUGCAAUGAUUAAAAAGGGCCUAGAAGUUUGUAUUAUAAAUAUGGUCAAACAUGUGUAUAAUGAUCACCUUCUAAUCAUAGUCCAAUACAUGUGUUCAUGGGCUGUUGAGCCAGGAAUGACUGAUGAAAUUAUUUUAGAAUAUGGUAGUACACUCGAGUAUACAGCUUAUAUGCAUGAAGUUACAUUAUAUGAAAAAUCUUUAACACCAAAUAUAUUUCCAUUGCUUAUGGAAAUGAUAGCAUCAAAAAGCAAAAUAACAAGUUUAUUGGGAAAUAGGGUAAUGCAAUAUUUACUUGACAGAAGAGAAAAUAAAAUGAAUUUUGAUACACCCAGAAUAUUCUUUGAGAAUACUCAAUUUGAUUUGACAAUAGGAGAGUGUUUUAAAGAAGAUAAGAUGUUUUGCAAACUUCAUAGGGAGAUUCUGCAUGACAGUCUUUUAAAGAGCAUCGUGAACCAUUGUACAUCGCGCAUGAACUUAGAAACAUCAUAUUGCACAAUAUGUUUACUCGCAAUAGAAGUCCCAUGUGGAUUUACAGCAGCAGCUAUAGUCUGUCUUAUAAUGAAUUUGCAAGACUUGACUUUGAAGGAAUACAAAGAUCAGCAUGAAGUAUCUUAUCAUUUACAUGCCACAAUAAUCGCAAUUAUGUCUCUCUUGUGUUGGGUUCAUAAAGCCAAAGUAUUUUAUGAGUAUGUAAACAAAAUUAUGCUCGAAAGAGCACAGUGGGCUCCACAUUUAAAUCCACCUAUUCAAUCUCAAUAUAAUUUUGCAGCACAUCAUAUUCUUUGGGAUAAGCCAGACUUGUUUUUUGUAGAUUGGGAAGCUCGUUAUGGUCUGUGGAAAUGUUUUCGUUUGCGUGAAACUGAGGAUGAGGCAACUGACAUAUGA
Dufourea novaeangliae is the source of this 1533-nucleotide messenger RNA. RefSeq lists its product as uncharacterized. The record is from RefSeq and is a predicted model, not a curated record. Gene Ontology annotation, cellular component: plasma membrane. Gene Ontology annotation, biological process: protein localization to plasma membrane. The transcript has a single exon. Bases 1 to 1533 code for a protein of 510 amino acids. Lineage: Eukaryota; Metazoa; Arthropoda; Insecta; Hymenoptera; Halictidae.